This is a messenger RNA of Haliotis rubra (blacklip abalone), 2033 nucleotides long. Its product is annotated as b(0,+)-type amino acid transporter 1-like. Bases 527 to 1975 code for a protein of 482 amino acids. The transcript is spliced from 13 exons. Gene Ontology annotation, cellular component: membrane. The record is from RefSeq and is a predicted model, not a curated record. NCBI's taxonomy places the organism in Eukaryota, Metazoa, Mollusca, Gastropoda, Lepetellida, Haliotidae. Gene Ontology annotation, molecular function: L-amino acid transmembrane transporter activity. Gene Ontology annotation, biological process: amino acid transmembrane transport.
CGAAAGCGUCUUAACGUAUCGUGUUCAUGCGUUGUACAACCUCAGGACAUUGCGGUUAGUGGAAAAUCGUUGAAGCAUGCAUUCAGUUCAAAACAAACGAAUGCAUAGCCAGAGGGAAUGUGACAGCUAGCCAGGUCGGAAGUAGAGCAGUGGUCCUGCAGUACAUUGCACUGUUUCAUCACCCAGUCAGCAUUGUCCGUGGGAUACAGACAUAGAGGUCCGUGGAUUGAUGUUGGCAGGUGCGAUUGAUGUUUGGAUCCAUACGCGCCAAGAUCCAAGAGUGGAGCAUUGUUUGUUCCCCACAAGCCACAAUUCAAAGCGGGCUAGCUCCAACCAACCGUGACUAUAGUUACAGACGAGCUGUGGCAGAUGGUUGUAUUGACGAGGAACUGACCACGACUCUUUGACCACGACUCUGACCAGCGAUCGACACCAAACGCUGGUUUCAUUCAUACCACGCGUUUCGAGAUUUAUGGACGUCAUUUUGAAGUUUAAAAACUAAACCAAAGGGACAACUGAGGUAGUCAUGGCUAACGACAAAGAGGCAGACGAUGCCCCGAAAAUGGAGAUGGAGAGAAACCUUGGACUCUUGUCAGGGAUUGGGCUCAUUGUUGGCACCAUGAUAGGCUCUGGCAUCUUCAUCAGCCCUAAAGGUGUCUUGGAGGGAUGCGGAUCUGUGGGGCUCAGCCUUGUCAUCUGGACGCUGUGUGGAGUACUGGCUACUAUGGGUGCCUUAGUCUACGCCGAACUGGGAACAGCUGUGCCUCGAUCUGGUGGGGAGCAUGCGUACUUAAUGUAUACGUACAAGGGUGAUAAAAGCAAAAUUGGGAGACUUCCGGCGUUUUUGUUUGACUGGACUGGUCUGUUUAUUAUUCGCCCAACAAUGGUAGCUGUCAUCAGCCUCGCUAUGGGGACGUACAUUGUCAAGCCUCUCUACCCCGGAUGUGAUCCCCCGACUUCCGUCGUCAAGUUGGUGACUGCUCUCGGAAUGCUGUUGAUCACAUUCUGCAACUGCGUCAGCGUCCGACUCGCCACAAUAAUCCAGAAUACCAUGACUGUCCUCAAACUGUUAGCUAUAGCCAUCAUCACUAUCGGAGGCAUAUACAAGAUAGCUGAAGGUAACAUUGAGUAUAUAUCUGAGGGAUUUGAAGGAACUUCGCAGAAUCCAUCAACUGUCAUAUUUGCCUUCUAUAACGGCUUAUGGGCAUUCGAUGGUUGGAAUAGUUUAAAUUUUGUGACAGAGGAGCUGAAGAACCCAAGCAGGAAUCUCCCUAUUGCUAUUAUGGUGGGCAUCCCACUGACGACAGUCUGCUACGUCCUCGCCAACAUCGGCUACUUCAGCGUCAUGUCCAAGGAGGAGAUAAUCCUGUCACACGCGGUCGCCGUGACCUGGGGCGACCGCGUCUUGGGCGUCAUGUCCUGGUGUAUCCCGAUGUUCGUGGCCAUGUCGACAUUCGGCUCCGUCAACGGCUGUCUUUUUUCGUCAGGAAGAUUGUGUUAUGUAGCGGGUCGAGAUAGCCAUUUCCCCAAGAUGCUGUCAUUUAUUCAUCAUAAACGACGCACGCCGAUCCCCGCCAUGUUGUUUACUCUGACGAUAUCUAUUCUGCUCCUCAUCCCCGGAGACAUCUCCACCCUCAUCGACUGCUUCAGCUUCGCCUCCUGGUUGGUGUACGGCGUCACGUCUUUCUCCCUCAUAGUCCUCAGGUUCAAGGAGAAGGAUCUACACAGACCCUACAGGGUGCCCAUAUUUGUACCCGUGAUAGUGUUUCUAGCCUCCUGCUACUUGGUGCUCGCCCCGGUUCUACAGAAUCCUGGCAUCCAAUUCCUCUACGCUAUCAUCUUUAUUGUCAGCGGUGGCUUCAUCUUCGUUCCGUUUGUGUACAUGGGGAUACACUUCAGUUUUAUGGAUCGCCUGACAGGACUGUGUCAGAAGGUAUUGUUAUUACUACCAACCAAGCGAGAACAGGUUUCCUAGAAUUAUUAGUAAUAUCACCGUGUACAUGAUUUGUAAUUCAAUAAAAACAUUCAUUAUU